Molecule: messenger RNA, 2644 nt
Organism: Paralichthys olivaceus (Japanese flounder)
Lineage: Eukaryota; Metazoa; Chordata; Actinopteri; Pleuronectiformes; Paralichthyidae
Gene: oscp1b
Product: organic solute carrier partner 1b
Biological process (GO): transport
Cellular component (GO): plasma membrane; cytoplasm
Source: RefSeq, a predicted model, not a curated record
GCCUGGCAACCAGAGGAGGCUUUAAUAAACAGAUCCCAGCAGCAGAAGCUAGCCGAGCUAGCUGGGUCUUUAGCGCCUUCUGUUUUUCUGGAGACAUCCAAUCAUCCACCAUGUCUUCACGGACUCUGCCGCUGCUCUUCAUCAACCUCGGCGGGGAGAUGCUGUACAUCCUGGACCAGCGGCUCCGAGCCCAGAACAUCCCCGCGGACAAAGCUAAGAAAGUUAUGAAUGACAUCAUCACUACCAUGUUCAACAAAAAGUUCCUGGAGGAGCUUUUCAAGCCGCAGGAGCUUUACUCCAAGAAGGCCCUGCGGACUGUGUUUGACAGGCUGGCCCACGCAUCCAUCAUGAGACUCAAUCAAGCUAGCAUGGACAAGCUCUAUGACUUGAUGACCAUGGCCUUCAAGUACCAGGUGCUGCUAUGUCCCCGACCGAAGGACAUCCUCUUAGUGUCCUUCAACCACAUGGAUGCCAUCAAGGACUUUGUGAAAGACACUCCCAGCAUCCUCAGCCAGGUGGAUGAGACAUAUCAGCAGCUCAUAGAGAUCUAUACGCCCAUGUGUAGCGGUGAAUUCCAGCUGAUUAGACAAACUCUUCUAAUCUUCUUCCAAGACAUGCACAUAAGGGUGUCCAUUUUCCUUAAGGACAAAGUACAGAACUCUAAUGGCCGCUUUGCACUUCCCAUCAGUGGUCCUGUGCCUCAUGGAACACAUGUCCCAGGCUUGAUAAGGAUGUUUAGCUGCACAGGGGAAGAAGUCAACAGGCUGCAGUUCACUAAUGGAGGAAACUACACCGCUGCUACCCGGGAAGGAUCUUUUGAGAUAUUUGGAGACAGGGUCACCAAACUAGGCACAAACAUGUACAGUGUCAGCCGCCCAGUGGAAACCCACAUGUCAGGAACAUCCAAGAAUUCUGCUCAGCACACUAAGGUCAAUGCUGCUCCCAACCCUCUGGCCAAAGAGGAGCUGAAUCUGUUGGCCAAAUUAAUGGGAAGGUUGGACGUUCAGAAACCAGGAAACACAGACAGCGGUUUCCGAGUCAACCUCUUUGCCACAGAUGAGGAAGAAGAAGAGGCGUUAAUAUCAAGACCAGAUGAGCUUUCUUAUGGAGUCAUAAACAUCCAAGCAACAAAGGACCAACAGGCCAAUGCUGAGCUGGUCAGGAUCAUGGGAGAGUUCACGGUAUCUGGAGAUCAGUCUCCCAGCGCCAGCAGCAAAGGAGAUGACCUUCUGGCCAUGAUGGACGGUCUGUGACACGUCACCUAGGCAGAACUGCCCAGGGGACAGAGAAUAAUGCAUUGCUGGCUGUCUGCUCUUCUGUAGACCAGUCUACUGUCCCAGCCUGCACCAACACCACAGGAACCUCACGCAGCCAGAAAAACCUUCUUGUUUGGGCGGUUUUAAAAUGUAGGUCUGAGGUGUGUCAAGCUACUGUCUAUGAUCCACAGCUAAUUUGCAUAGAUAACCUAGCAGAGCAUUCAAUUGAGAGCAUACCUCCACCAAGGGCCCUAUCUCGCAAUGUUAAGAAAGGGAUUAAAAACUCCUUCCUCCAAACCUUUGUCCAGAUCCAAAACUUUCAGCGGUUGAAAAAAGGCCCCCUCCCUCAUGAACAUUUUUGAAUUUUAUCAAUCCACAUUAAAUUGCACACAUUUGUAGUGUGUCCCCUAAAUAUGUCUUUUUCCUGGACAGUCUUUGAAAAACUUAAAAACGCCCAAUGUUGCAAUGCUAAAGAAAGUGAUACUUGGAACCGACCUUUGUCCAGAUCCACAACAAAAUUAAAUUGUUUCUGUCUUGGCCCGUUGUUAAAUUUGUGUAUGUGGAAUAACAUUCUUUAAAAUCCGCUGCUGUAUAUGCAAAAUACAUAUUCCAUUCAUUUUACUUACGGUCAUGUAUUAAAUGAUUUUCAGGAUUAUAGUCCGUAAAUCAGAUUUUUAUUACACUGUAAAGAAGAAGUUUGUUUACUUCUGCUGUAUUCUCAUGAUGAAAUGAUGAUGUGGGGGAAGAGGAAACCCAAGUGCUCUUUAUAUUAUGCUUUGAAUUCCCUCCAAACUUUAUUUUGAUAAGAAAUAUAUUUAUGUAACAUCAUGCUGUCCUACCUUAAAAUGGUAAGAGAAGCAACUUGUAAGAUAUGUUCCACUAUUGUGUGAUGUCUCUGAAUGUUCAGAUAUGGCCCAGAAAUGGGUUCAUUGGUGGGUUAUUGAUUAUAAUAGAGAAAAAUGCAAUAUAAAGAACAGUGUAAGGUGUAAAUAUGUUAAUUGCAUACUAUUUAUUUCAGUGUAUCAUUUUCAUUUUGCAUAGAGGAGUGCAUAUUGCUGCAACUGUCAAAUUGUUGAAUGUGCAAUAUUGGAUGUUUAAUAAAUUGUUGAAUAAAUGUAUCGGACUGGUACGGAUGCCACACAGCGUUAAAAAUGGCACAAACACUUUAACAGCUUGUUGUAGUUGAUGAACUCUAACAGUUGGGGGAGCUGUCAAACCUUUCUAAAAAUGAAUGUGUUGUAACUGACUAACAUUCACAACAAUCACAGAAUCUUUCUUAAUAAGGUCAUAGAUGUGCUCAACUUUAAAAGGUUUAUUUAUUUUAUCUCUAAUCCACCUUUGAAAGUGUUGGACUCUGACAUGUGAAUAAACAAAUGUGUGAUUGAUUA